Molecule: messenger RNA, 5073 nt
Organism: Candidozyma pseudohaemuli
Lineage: Eukaryota; Fungi; Ascomycota; Pichiomycetes; Serinales; Metschnikowiaceae
Exons: 3
Coding region: 1-5073 (1690 amino acids)
Cellular component (GO): cytosol
Molecular function (GO): protein dimerization activity
Source: RefSeq, a predicted model, not a curated record
AUGGAAGUCCCAAUUAAGCAAGAAAGUCCCAUCAGCGACAUCGACAAGAAGAAGUCUCCAAACUUAACCGAGGAGCAGAAGAAAGCCCACCACAUUGCCUCCGAGCAAAAAAGACGAGAAAACAUCCGUGCCGAGUUUGACCGCAUCGUCCUGCUCACGCCGACUUUGACCGAGCAGGAAAACCGUUCGGAACUCAGCAUCUUGACCAAGUCUGCUGAUUACAUCGACCAGUUGAAGGACGAAAACAAGCAGUUGUUGGAGUUGUGCCGCCUUAAAGGCAUCCCUGUGCCCGAUGAGCUAAUAUACAAGGGCCCUGGUGUCGCCCACGAUCUAUCGUUCACUUUGACUAUGGACGACCACGAAAGGGUGGCCAGCGGGCCCCAGUUCAUGGAUCUGAGAGAUCUUCCGUUGGACAUGAUGAUGAUUCUUAAGAAGCUUGAGGAAGACUUCUUCGUCAACAAGACCAUUGACCAAUGGACCUACAUCAACAGGAGAGAGGAGAUCAUGAAGCAGGUCAAUAAGCUUCAUCAGCAGCAGCAGAAGGCGGUUCCGUUGGAUGCUGCGCUGCUAGAGAAGGUGUUGAUGCCUCGAAAACGCCCUGAGGGAGAGGCUUUCUUCAGGCACUCCAUGGCACGUAUAUUGAAGGAACGUGCUCUGCUUCAGAAACAGGACAUUGCUUUCCAGGUGCUCGAUUCCAAGGGUAAGGAGCUGCAGAGCAUUCUGUGGGAGAAACUCUACUUGAAGGCUACCAAGGUGGCUGCAGAUCUCAAACACAGACACCAGAUGAAACCAAACGACACUGCGGUGUUGCUAUAUAAGGAUGGAGAGGUUUGUGAGUUUGCAGUGGCGCUUUUCGGCUGCUUUAUGGCUCGAGUAGCCGCCAUUCCUAUUCAUCAGGACAUUGCACUCCAGGAGAUGUUCGAUGUUAUUUCCUUGACGUCCUCGCUGUUUGUGCUCAUGUCCGAGUCGGUUCAAAAGGAGAUCGAGAGGAUUUCCACCACAAAACAAAAAGUGCUGUGGCCGCCAAAGGUGGUGCGUUUGAGAACCACAGACCUCGGUUCAGCCAAACGCUCAGAUAUAGAAAAUGUGUUUGGCAAGUCGGCACGCAAAGACGAGCAUUUGAUCUCGCAGAACGACUUGGCCUAUUUGGAGUUUUCCAGAUCUCCUGUUGGUGAGCUUCGAGGUAUCGAGUUGAGCCAUAGCACCAUUUUGCAUCAGAUGAACUGUUUAGACAUGUCAUUGCUGAGUCUACCGGACUCUGGUGGCUCUUUGAAACACUCGCUUAGCUCUCCCAGAAAAAGCAAAAGGGUUUUUUUGGCUACCGUCGAUCUACGUAUCUCCAUUGGUCUUAUCGUCGGUAUUAUGUUCACUAUCUACUCCGGCAAUAUGCUUGUCUGGGCUCCUCCGAAAGUCAUGGAGGUACAGGGACUUUACGCACAUAUCAUCUCCAAAACACGGGCCAACUUGUUGCUUGCUGACUUCUUGGGGCUCAAGAGAGUUACCUACGAUUAUCAGCUGUCACCAAACACUACCCGUUACUACUCGAAGACACAGCGAGUGGACUUUUCCACCAUCAAAUGGGUACUCAUUAAUGCGCUUUCGGUCGAUGGUGAGCUCAUAGAGGUUCUUGCAGAACGUUAUCUUAAACCGUUAGGUUGCCAGCAACCACGAAAUGCCAUUAUCCCCAUGCUCACGCUAAGUGAGUACGGUGGUAUGGUAAUCUCGAUGCGGGACUGGAUUGGAGGUGGUGAGAAAUUGGGCUUGGGCUCGACAUUCAAGGCCUCUGAUGAGAACUCCUCGGUCAUGAUUGACAAGGAAGCACUCUCAAGAAACAAAGUCCAGAUAAUUGAAACUGAUGUCGCUGAAAUGGACGAACGAAGCAGUGACUGCUUGAGAAUUGAUUCUUUUGGAUACCCCUUGCCAGACGCUACCUUGGCCGUCGUCAAUCCAGAAUCAUCCACCGUUGUCCAGAAGGGCGAGUUGGGUGAAAUCUGGGUUGACAGUCCCUGCUUGUCGGGAGGCUUUUAUGGACUCAAGAAAGAAUCGAGACAAAUCUUCCACGCAAAGUGUCGUAAUGCGGAUGGUAUCAUGGAACCUGAGUUCCUAAGAACUGGUCUCUUGGGUUUCACUCACAACGGAAAAGUAUACGUCUUGGGCCUCUAUGAGGACAGAAUCAGACAAAGAGUCAGCUGGAUUGACCAAAAAAUGCACAAGAGGCUUAAGCGUGAUCUUUUGGUUGAGAAUGGUACUCGCUACCAUUACGUUUCUCAUCUUCUUGCGACUUUAGCCAGCGAGGUUCGUGAAGUGUACGAUUGUACCAUCUUUGACGUCUUCAUCGGGAAUGAAUACUUGCCUGUGGCAAUUGUUGAAGCCGAAGUGAUACGACGUGUGAUCGAUGAAUCAGAUGCAGCUUCGACAACUGGAGCGAAGAAUAGAGACAAGAUUGACUACACUGCUGCUCCACUCAAUGAGCCUGUUUUGAAUGUGAUUGCUCAAAAAUGCUUUGAUACCCUUAACAAGCAUCACUUUCUCAGGCUCUAUUGUUUGGUGGUGGUCGAUUGCGAUACCCUUCCAAAGAUCAUGAGAAGUGGUGGUUUGGAAAUCGCAAACAUGUUGUGUAAGAAACGAUUCUUCGAAGGGUCGUUGAGGGCAGAGUUUGUCAAGUUCUUUGUGAGACAAUCAAUCAGUAUGAUCCCAUAUGGUGAAGAUGUGCUUGGUGGUAUCUGGUCUCCUUACGCCUCUGAACUCAGAAGUGCUUCCCUUUCGAGAUUCAUGCCUCAACUUUCGACUAUCGACUAUAGGCAAAAAUCGAUCGAUGAUAGGACUGGUGCACCACUUACGGACUUCAAAUCUAUCAUUGACAUUUUGAAGUUCAGAGUCGCUCAAUCAGGUGAUAGUGUUGCAUUUCAAAACAUCGAUCCAAGUGGAAAGAGUAGCCUGAAGCCUUUGACAUGGAAGAAGUUUGAGUUAAGAGUUUAUGCACUCUGCAACCACAUCAUGACUAAGACUACGCUCAAGAGCGGUGAAUAUGUUGUUUUGAUGUACUCGCUUUCAGAGGACUUCAUCGUCGCAGUGUAUGCUUGUUUCUUACUUGGAAUUGUUCCCGUUCCUAUGCUUCCCUUUGACUCGAAUAGAAUCGGUGAGGACUUCCCUGCCUUCGUCGGUGUUGUGAAGGACUUUGACAUCCAUGAGGUAUUUGUCAACGAAGAUGUUGAAAAGUACAUGAAGAAUGGACCAGUGGCUGACGCUCUCAAAAGAAUGAACCACAGAAGACCAAAAGCAUUGAAAGUCAAGAGUACUUCCAAAAUCACCAAGGUUUCAAAUACGGCUUCUUUGAACUCCAAGAUAGCCAAGUACCAAUCUGAAGCUAGAUUCCGUGAUGAAGCCACCACAAGUCUUGUUUGGUUACACUUUACAUCUGACCAUUACAGAAUGGGUGCUUGCUUGAGUCAUAAAAACAUUGUCAGCAUUUGCAAGGUUUUUAAGGAAACUUGUAAUUUGUCCUCGAAAUCAUCCAUCGUUGGUUGUGUCCGUCAUUCAAACGGUAUUGGUUUCGUCCAGGCUUGUCUUCUCGGUGUCUUCUUAGGAACCACAACCUACCUCAGUUCUCCUGUCAAUUUUGCUGAGAAUCCUUUGGCCUUCUUUUUGUCGCUUUCAAAGUACAAGGUUAAGGAUGUGUUUGUUACGGAACAGAUGCUCAAAUAUGCCGUUACCAAGUUCACUCCCAAAGGUUUCAAUUUGUCAUACUUGAAAAACAUGAUGAUAAGUACUGAAAAUCGUGUGGAGAUCGAUUUGCUCAAGAAGAUUGCUAGGGUAUUCCAACCAACAAAGCUCAGUGCUGCUGCUGCAUCAGCUGUCUACACUCACUGCUUCAACCCAAUCAUUUCUACAAGAUGUUACAUGACCGUGGCUCCUGUUGACCUUUAUCUUGACCCUGUUGCAUUGAGACAGGGCUACGUUUCCAUUGUCAACCAGCUUGAGUUCCCCAAUGCUCUUCGGAUUCAAGAUUCAGGAAUGGUUCCAGUUUGCACAGAGAUUGCAAUUGUGAACCCAGAGACCUGUAAGGUUUGUAAGGAAGGUGAAUUUGGAGAAAUCUGGGUUUGUUCUGAGGCUAACGUUACAUCCUUCACUAAUGGGCCUAGAGGACCAGUGGAUACUUUCAGUUCGCGUCAGUUCUUGGGCAAAAUCACAGAUGGCAAUCCUGACAUGACAUACCUCAGAACAGGAGACCUUGGAUUCCUUCACCAAAUCUCCAUCUCGAAGAACACAGUUGGAAAUGCUGGGAAGAAAGAAGAAACCGCCACGUUCCAGCCACUCUUUGUGUUGGGAAAGAUUUCUGAUACGUUUGAGGUCAUGGGUUUGCACCACUUCCCCAUUGAUAUUGAAUCCACUAUCGAGUCAUGCCAUCCAGAAAUUUACAACAAUGGUUCUUGCGUUUUCAAGGCAUCUGACUUCACCAUUGCCAUUUGCGAGGCAAGAAAGAUGAAGAACCUUGCUGCGUUAGUCCCAUUGAUUGUCAAUACCGUAUUCAGCAAGCAUCAUAUCAUCAUUGACAUUGUUGCUUUCAUCAAAAAGGGCGAGUUCCCUAUUUCCAGACUAGCCACCAAGCAGAGAGCCAGAAUAGUGGAUGCUUGGGUGCAAGGCAUCAUUCCAAUAAAGGUUCUGUACGGUAUCAAUUUCGGUGAAAACUCCAUGAUCAAGCUUAUCAAGGAGAUUGACGAAGUGGCCAGAGAUGAUCCAGUGACAGGUCUCAAAAACCCAGCUCAAUCUUAUUACGAUAAUGCGGAUGACGAUAUAUUUGGAGGUAACGGAACCAUGCUUAAUCUCAACACUGAGGGAGAAGUUGACAAUGCCUCGCUUACGCAGGCCUCCAUCAACCAGUCUAUUCAUCAGCCCUCAAUUUACCAGAACUCACUCAACCACAGCUCGCUAAAUCAGGCUUCCAUGUACCAGGGUUCCAUCAAUCAGGGCUCCAUCAAUCACGGCUCAAUUAACCAAGGAUCCACGAGGCAAUCCUUCAGCACUCAGGGCUCCAUACGCUCUGCAGCUGAAUCGGGAUAUUCCCACCACUAA